GAGUGGUAACCUCUGUGUGCCGGCUGCACCGGUUGUGGGCAACAAUGCAGCGGGCAAUGACCGUGGUACCCCAUCUGGGCUUGCGGCUGCAGGCGCUCCCGUUGGCCCUGGGCCGUCCGCUCAGUCGCGCACAGGACGUACUCCGAAGGACACCUCUUUAUGACUUCCACCUGGCUCAUGGCGGGAAGAUGGUGGCGUUUGCAGGCUGGAGUCUGCCUGUACAGUACCGGGACAGUCAUGUUGACUCACACCUGCACACACGCCGGCACUGCUCGCUCUUUGACGUGUCCCACAUGCUGCAGACCAAGAUACUUGGUUGUGACCGGGUGAAGCUGAUGGAGAGUCUAGUGGUUGGAGAUAUUGCAGAGCUAAGGCCAAACCAGGGGACACUGUCGCUGUUUACCAAUGAGGCUGGAGGCAUCGAAGAUGACUUGAUUGUGACCAGCACCUCUGAGGGGUACCUGUAUGUGGUGUCUAAUGCUGGCUGCUGGGACAAGGACUUGGCCCUCAUGCAGGGCAAGGUCAGGGAACUUCAAAACAUGGGCAGUGAUGUGAGCCUGGAGGUGGUGGAUAAUGCCUUGCUAGCCCUGCAAGGCCCCACUGCGACCCAGGUGUUGCAGGCCGGCGUGGCAGAUGAUUUGAGGAAAUUGCCCUUCAUGACCAGUGCUGUGAUGGAGGUGUUUGGUGUGUCCGGCUGCCGCGUGACCCGCUGUGGCUACACAGGAGAGGAUGGUGUGGAGAUCUCGGUGCCAGCAGCAGCGGCAGUCCGCCUGGCUGCAGCUCUGCUGGAAAACCCAGAGGUGAAGCUGGCAGGGCUGGCAGCUCGGGACAGCCUGCGCCUAGAGGCAGGCCUCUGCCUGUAUGGGAGUGACAUUGAUGAGCACACCACGCCUGUGGAAGGCAGCCUUAGUUGGACACUGGGGAAGCGCCGCCGAGCUGCCAUGGACUUCCCUGGAGCCUCGGUCAUCAUUGCCCAGCUGAAGGGCAAGGUGCAGCGGAGACGUGUGGGGUUAACAUGCGAGGGGGCACCUGUGCGGGCACACAGCCCCAUCCUGAAUAUGGAGGGCACCGUGAUUGGUACAGUGACCAGUGGCUGCCCCUCUCCCUGUCUGAAGAAGAAUGUGGCCAUGGGUUAUGUGCCCUCUGAGUACAGUCGGCCAGGUACCCCACUGCUGGUAGAGGUGCGGCGGAAGCAGCAAAUGGCUGUGGUCAGCAAGAUGCCCUUUGUGACCACAAAUUACUAUACCCUCAAGUGAAAGUGGCUUGGGGCAGGGGCUCUCCCAUCCAGGAACCUGGACCUGUAGGGCAUAUAAGGGUUGGUCAGGAAGCUGAGGCUGAAUACACUGGGGGGGCUAGGGUGGAGGUUGGUUCUGGUUGUCUGGUCAAGGGGGGGCCCAUACCACCUAUUCUCACUCCCACCCUCAUCCUAGGCUUCUUUAAUUUCAAGACCCCAUUUCUUCCUUUUUUUUUUUUUUUUUCAAGACCCCAUUUCUGAGCAAGAGAGCGGCUGCUGCAAUGUCAGCCUGGGCUCCCAGUGACCCCCUUCUGGUCUGUCUGCCAGGAGGCUAUGGGACACUGUCGUUCUGGCAUCUCCCCCUUCCACUGUGCCAGGGCUGGCUGUGGAGUAGUAGCUCACUUUGGGGGAUGGGGGGAAUAAAGCCUGCCCGACCUACCUCACCAUGGUUUCUCACACUGCAAAGGAGUUAUUACCGUGGGUAGUGCCGGAUGUCUCCUUCAGUUUACUUUGCACGAAUGCAAACUGCUGCCUCUCCCUGGGCAGGAAUGAUUCCUGACUCACUGAGGGUUGGCCCUGUCUGGCUGCUGUGCCUAUGUAAACUUGGGGACAGCUGAGGAGCACAGACUCACUCUUCCACAUUCCCAAGUUAGCCCAGCCUGCUGCCCAGUAGCAACCAUGCCAGGCUCACCACCUGUUCUGAGCCCCAGGGCUGUUGUAGGACAGGCUGGGCCUCCUGGACUUGCCUUACCCUGGGCUGACCUUUGCCCCUGGGGCCCAUUAGUGGACUCCACUCACUCCUAAAAAAAAAAAAAAAAAAAAAACAAAAACAUUAAACAAGCUUCCUUCUUGCUUGCCAAUCUAGCUUCAUUGUCCUUUGUCUACAUGGUUCCUGGGGUGCCAGCUCAAUGCCUGCUUGCCUGGCCUCUGAGGCAAGCUCAGAGUGGGUUCCCCUUGAGAAGGGCAGGUCUAAAAACUUAACAAGGAUAGUGCCCCUCUGUGUUGGGGCAUCCAUUGCUGCUCCUCUAGGGAGCUGGCCUCACCUCUCCACCUCUGCAAGUUAUUACAUUCUGGGUACUGAGGCGCAGUACCCCUUAAUGUUCCCCCUGUGCAUGCACACCCUUGUCCUGUCUGAAUAAUCACACAGCUGAUGCGCUUCCAUGUUUAAUAAACCACAUCCUCAGUUGAACCUGGGGUGAAAUGUGA
This is a messenger RNA of Nyctereutes procyonoides (raccoon dog), 2440 nucleotides long. RefSeq names its product aminomethyltransferase (gene AMT). Gene Ontology annotation, biological process: glycine catabolic process. Bases 45 to 1256 code for a protein of 403 amino acids. NCBI's taxonomy places the organism in Eukaryota, Metazoa, Chordata, Mammalia, Carnivora, Canidae. The transcript is spliced from 9 exons. The record is from RefSeq and is a predicted model, not a curated record. Gene Ontology annotation, cellular component: mitochondrion. Gene Ontology annotation, molecular function: protein binding; aminomethyltransferase activity.